AUGGCUCACCGCCGCCACCACCACCACCUCUCCGAAGACUCCGCCAUCUUCUCCCCCUCUGUCGCCCGCAUAGCUGCUUCCACCGCCCGCGACUGGUCGUAUAUUGACACCUGGCUCGCCGCAAAGCUCCAUCCCCGCCCCGUCCCCGUCUUCGAGCGCAACGCAGACACCCUCAAGGCCCUCCUCGCCCUUGCCUCUCUUAACGACGCCGCCGACGAGGAGCGUCAGCUACUCGCCAAGUCAGAAGCCGCUGCCUUGAAAGAGCUCUCCCUCGAGCAGUCCAAUGCCCAGUUCGUCACAGGCAAUGGCCCUUCCCGUGGCCCGCGACGACCGCUUAGACAAGGUCUACUCGACGCCGUCCAGCACAAUCUACCUGCCGAGGGCCACACCGCCCUCGAUGCCUUGGCUAGCAUGGCCCUUCAACUCGGCGUCGCUUUCCCGGAGCCCGAGGACCUGGGUCGUCGUAUGGUCGGUCUCCAGGCAAGUAUCCAGGAGACAGAGCAGAUGAAGUCUCGUGUCGACAUUCUCCACCGCCAUAUAGAGGAGGAGACGUCCAAGAUCCACAACCUUCUUCGCCUACUCAAAGGCGACGAGUACAAGCCCCCAGCUCACCUAGCAAAGCAGAACCUGGAACUUCAACGCAAGGUCAAGGCCAUGUCUGCCAAGUUGCCCGACCUCCAGGACCGCGUCGCUGCUCUCUCUGCGUCUGCCGAAUCGUCACACCCUACCACAGCCGACAUCGCCCGUGACGAGCAGGAGUACCUCACCAUCCUGGCCGAGAAACGGGAUCUUGACCUUCAGAUGGCCACCUUUCACGGCCUGCCCAGCAAUCCAGAAAUGGCCAGAUCGGAGCUUGAGGCCCUCCGAGGCCAACUACGCACAUUUACAUCACAGCGUGAUGCCGUCUUUGAAGGCCUAGUUGAGCGCGAGAGUCCCGUCAAACGACGCAGAUGA
Ilyonectria robusta is the source of this 954-nucleotide messenger RNA. RefSeq lists its product as uncharacterized. Gene Ontology annotation, biological process: spindle assembly. The record is from RefSeq and is a predicted model, not a curated record. Gene Ontology annotation, cellular component: HAUS complex; cytosol. The transcript has a single exon. Lineage: Eukaryota; Fungi; Ascomycota; Sordariomycetes; Hypocreales; Nectriaceae. The coding region runs from base 1 to 954 and encodes 317 amino acids.